Messenger RNA from Nilaparvata lugens (brown planthopper), 687 nucleotides. Its product is annotated as Golgi SNAP receptor complex member 1-like. Gene Ontology annotation, molecular function: SNAP receptor activity. Gene Ontology annotation, cellular component: Golgi medial cisterna; Golgi membrane; cis-Golgi network. The transcript has a single exon. The record is from RefSeq and is a predicted model, not a curated record. Lineage: Eukaryota; Metazoa; Arthropoda; Insecta; Hemiptera; Delphacidae. Gene Ontology annotation, biological process: vesicle fusion; endoplasmic reticulum to Golgi vesicle-mediated transport. The coding region runs from base 1 to 687 and encodes 228 amino acids.
AUGAAUUCAUGGGAAGAACUGAGAAAACAAGCCAGGCAUCACGAGAACAUAAUCAACCAGAAAUUAGUGACUUUGAGCAAAUUGAGUUCAGAAGUGAUUCCGGUGAGAAACGACAAUUUUCAAUAUUCAACUCUUAGCGAAGAAACAUUCAAAUCAGCUGUCAACGAUCUAAAGCAAAUUUUCUCAACAUUGGAUACAAUCAACAACAAGCUAGCAGAUAUUUUAGUAGAACAAAAUAACCAGAUUAUGGCUCACACUUCUCAACGGCACAGGGAAGUAUUCAAAGAUUUUGAUCAAGAAUUCAAAAAAAUACAGCAACAUUUCCGGGAACGCCAUGAACGCGAGGAUUUGCUGCAAAGUGUCAGGAGAGUCAUAGACGCCUACAAAACUACAUCGACUGUCUACCAGGCUCCAGAAAUCUACGCCAAAGAACACAAUCAUUUGAGAAACUGCAAUGAUUUGGUUGACAAUCAACUGGAGAUAGCAAUGGAGAUGAAGGAGAAUCUCAACUCGCAAACUAGCCACUUGAAGCAGAUAAAGAGUCGUUUACAUGCAAUUUUGAAUAGCUCUCCUUUGAUAAAUGGACUCUUGCAAAAGGUUAAACUUCGUAAACGGAGAGAUUCACUGGUUAUGGGACUUGUUUUGAGUUGUUGUGCUCUUUUAAUGAUGGCUUACACCAUAUCUUGA